UUUCGAGAACUUGAUUGCUGGGGCAAAAACUAAUGGGGCGGGGUGUCAACGUACAACUAGCAAAUAAUGCGUACCACGCGGAGUCCAUUCAAUGAGAAACACACGAAAGUUAACACUAAUAGAACAACCAAGACCCAGACGAGAUGGUGUUACUCAAAAGUCCGUUAUUCAGAAUAUACAGGGAAUCCGAAAGAAAUGCGUGCCGACGCGAAAAGUAGCAUGAUUAGCGAGACGUCCAACAUCCCAUGAGAUCCAUAGAUCAAUCCUCCAACUCCUCUGUGAAUUUACUUUCAACAGGUGC
Messenger RNA from Serpula lacrymans var. lacrymans S7.9, 301 nucleotides. RefSeq lists its product as uncharacterized. NCBI's taxonomy places the organism in Eukaryota, Fungi, Basidiomycota, Agaricomycetes, Boletales, Serpulaceae. The transcript has 2 exons. The record is from RefSeq and is a predicted model, not a curated record. The coding region runs from base 67 to 249 and encodes 60 amino acids.